Molecule: messenger RNA, 1006 nt
Organism: Nelumbo nucifera (sacred lotus)
Lineage: Eukaryota; Viridiplantae; Streptophyta; Magnoliopsida; Proteales; Nelumbonaceae
Gene: HIT3
Product: HIS triad family protein 3
Molecular function (GO): catalytic activity
Source: RefSeq, a predicted model, not a curated record
AAAAAUGAAAACAUGUCGGGGCGUGGUUGCAGAGAAGAUAAAACGCGCCCACUUAUCAGACUUGGCAUUUUAGGGUCUCACUUGUCCGCCCUUUCAUCCAUGGCUUCUGAGAAAGAAGCUGCCCUUGCGGCUGUUCCUUCUGAUUCUCCAACCAUAUUCGACAAAAUUAUAAACAAAGAAAUCCCUUCUACUGUUGUUUAUGAGGAUGAUAAGGUUCUUGCAUUCAGGGACAUUUCUCCCCAAGCUCCCACACAUAUCUUGAUCAUCCCUAAAGUCAAGGAUGGCUUAACCGGUCUCUCUACGGCAGAGGAGAGGCACUGUGAGAUACUUGGGAAACUUCUGUACGCUGCCAAACUUGUAGCUAAGCAGGAAGGACUUGAAGAUGGAUUCAGGGUUGUCAUUAACGAUGGUCCCAAAGGAUGUCAAUCUGUUUAUCACCUUCACAUUCAUCUUAUUGGGGGACGACAAAUGAACUGGCCCCCUGGCUAAUGUGAGUUUUAGCUAAUCAAAAUUAGAUGGUGGAUGAUAAGAUUUCCUAUGGGUAAGAAUGUUGCUUGUCUACCAUCUAUCCUGCAAGGUGACUGUAUUUUCUCUUUCAUCUUCCAAAGAACAAUGUCUACCCUCUGCCUGUAUUGGUAUGGGUGUUACUAAGGUAGCAUGCGGUUGCUCUUGUUUGGUUCUAUUUUACUUGGAGCAAAUGCAGAAUGUUUCAUAGGAAAUAAACAGUCGGAACUCCUAAUACUGUUGUCAGUGGAUGUGUUAACUCGAUGGCAAUGCAUUAAGUGAAUAGAUAUGCUGCUGGAAAAGAAAAGGUUUAAAGUAGUAAUUUGCUUGUAAUUUUAGUAGGUAUAUAUUUUGGCAGUAGUGGGCUUUAUUUGGGGAGACUGUCGAUACCUUGUUGCCAUGAAAAUCCUGAUUUGAAGUUGCGAGGUUCAAGGUAUUGUACAAUUUGUAUAAGCUUCUGAACCCACGGUUAAAUACUAGGAGUUUCUGAGCCCUUCCUAGA